UUUUCUCUUACUUCAUUCCAGUCUACUACUUAAACCAGUACGUAAGGAAUGAAUAGAGUGAUCCAAUCCACCUGUUUUUAAAUAAUCUACUUGUGCAGAUACAAAAUUUAAUAAAACCCACAUAACUUUUAAGCAUAACAUAUAUUUCUCUUUUAAAAUGCGACUCCUCGUCAAUCUUGUUCUCGGUCAUAAGGCCACCGUCCUUGAAACCCCGACCCCCAACGGGUCCACGCAUGAUUGGGAAAUAUAUGUGGGGUCUGGAUCCGACGCAAAUUUGGGAGAAUAUAUUGACCGUGUAUCAUUCAAGUUGCAUGACAAUUAUGAAAAUCCGUUGAGAACUGUGGUGUCACCCCCGUUUCGCAUCAGAGACGUUGGAUAUGCCGGAUUCAUCGUGAAAAUUAAGAUCUACUUCAAGGGGGACGGAGACAUUCAACCUGAACCAGAGUUUACGUACGACCUGUUCCUGCAAGCCGGCGGAGAACCUCUGAGCCAUAGUCGGAGAGAAAAUCUCACCAUAACCACGUCGGAUGUGGAAUUCGAAAGAAUGCUGUUACAUGGAGGUGCUAUAAUUUUGGGGAGUGGGAUUUCAGAUUCCCAAUUGACAGAUCCCAUGGAUGGUGGGCCAGGACUUGGAUCCUUGAACGGUGGUCGAAGAGAUACUUCGCAAUUCUUGGCAAAGAAACGGAAGCUAGACCUGGAUAAGGAAGCAGAGGACGAAUUUGAUACAUUUGGAAAACUUGUGGCCCACAAGUUACGCUACAUCUCUGGUCUGGACAGAUUAAAAGGAACCAGACUUCAAGCAAAAGUCCAAAAAAUACUGUUGGAGGGAGAGAUCGAUGUUUUGGAGGAGAGUCGAAAUUAUCGCUAAAUUAUAUUUCUGUCAGAUUUGUACUUAGAAUUUCCGCUAAGGCUUUUACAUAAUCAUUAUCUACGUUAUUUAUAUUUUUAAUGUAUAUCUUUUUUAUGAGCGAAACAGCUUUGUAUACAUAGUUAAGAUAGAUACGAAUAAAGUUUGAUAUAUUAUUUUAUUAAAAUGAUUAAAA
Molecule: messenger RNA, 1043 nt
Organism: Folsomia candida
Lineage: Eukaryota; Metazoa; Arthropoda; Collembola; Entomobryomorpha; Isotomidae
Product: protein AF-9
Exons: 6
Coding region: 158-868 (236 amino acids)
Biological process (GO): regulation of DNA-templated transcription
Cellular component (GO): super elongation complex
Source: RefSeq, a predicted model, not a curated record